Halichondria panicea is the source of this 903-nucleotide messenger RNA. RefSeq names its product tRNA wybutosine-synthesizing protein 3 homolog. The record is from RefSeq and is a predicted model, not a curated record. The transcript has 7 exons. NCBI's taxonomy places the organism in Eukaryota, Metazoa, Porifera, Demospongiae, Suberitida, Halichondriidae. The coding region runs from base 43 to 855 and encodes 270 amino acids.
ACCUCGACUGACCAUCCAUACCCAGAUUUUCCUGAUUUACUGAUGAACAGGGGAUAUGAGUGUGGUGUGUUUGACAGAGAGAAGGCUUGUGUACUGGACAAGGCUGACCUGAGCCGCAAGGGCAGUGUGGAUGCUCCCAUCAGACACCUGGUGGAGGCCAUCAAUGCUCACCCUCACUACUACACCACUAGCUCAUGCUCUGGGCGCUCGGUCGUCCUGUGUGAGGAGAAAGGCCAACGGAAGAAGGGUUGCCAUUGGUUACUCGUUUCUCAUGAUCCAAUUACUAUUGAAAACUUGACUGGUGUGUGCACAGAGUAUGGGUGUGUAGUUGAGGGUGAACAGGAUGUGGAGGAUGGGUACACUUUCCUCAAGUUUGAGCCGUUUGUCCUUCACGUUAUGUGUCGAGGGCUGGAGCAUGCUCAAGCAAUGCUGCAGGCCUCAGUGGGAGCUGGGUUUAGGAACUCUGGUAUAAGUUGUGGCAGGAAAGGAAAGGUCAUGCUGGCGGUGAGAGCCAGUCUCUCCCUGGAGGUACCACUGUGUCAUGGUCGUCAGCUUCUGGUUACUAAAGAGUAUCUAGUUCAUCUGGUGAAGUUGUGUAACAGCAAGUUUUUGGAGAACUCCCUGAGAAUUGACAGGUUCUACGAGCAAUUAAAGGCACUAAAGAGUGAGGAGAAGAUAGCUGUAUCUACAAACCACCCUUCAUGUAACAAGCCAAGGUCUAAAGCUAAAAGAGAGAAUGUUCAAUCAAAGGAUGAAGAACUGUCUCCACACAGAACUAGUCGUGUUGACAUUAGCAAUUCAGAUGAACAGUUACUUUGUUUUGGUAGUUUAUUUGAACCUGACUCUCAUAAUUAAUACAUGUGUGUCAUAUGCGCUAGAUGCUGAUCGUACUUGAAGUACAUG